Molecule: messenger RNA, 3874 nt
Organism: Paralichthys olivaceus (Japanese flounder)
Lineage: Eukaryota; Metazoa; Chordata; Actinopteri; Pleuronectiformes; Paralichthyidae
Product: sortilin-like
Biological process (GO): Golgi to endosome transport; vesicle organization; endocytosis
Cellular component (GO): Golgi apparatus; membrane
Molecular function (GO): protein binding
Source: RefSeq, a predicted model, not a curated record
CAGAGUGCGGGUCAGAGUCAAGUUGAUCGGUCUCGUUGUAAACAUGAGCUCCGCGUGUUGUGUGCUGGGGCUCGGGCUGUUGUUGUCGUGUGCAGCCAGAGGUUUCCCUCAGGCCGCAGGAGGAGCAGGAGGAGCAGGGGGGAGCAGGGAGUUCUUCCGCAGGGAUGUGGAGCCACAGAGUUUCCAGAGGUCCGAGCUCUCUAAACGCAGCGCGGGACUGAAUGAACAGAGCUGCACGGCUCUGCCUGGAGGAGACCCAACCCUGAGCAACAACACCCACACUUUCACCUUCAAAGUGCGAACCAUGGGUUCACUGUCGCUGGCCUGGGUGGGAGAUGGAUCAGGGGUGCUGCUGGUCCUGACAACCUUUCAGGUGCCGUUGUUCAUGAUGCUCUUCGGUCAGUCUAACCUCUACAGGAGUGAAGACUAUGGGAAAACCUUUGAAGAUGUGACUCACCUGAUCAACCAUACCUUCAUCCAGACUGAGUUUGGCAUCGGCAUCAGUCCCGACCACUCUGGGAAGGUGAUCCUGACUGGAGACGUGUCAGAGAUCGGCGGGUUUCAACUGUUUCGCUCGCUGGACUUUGGCCUCACCUUUGUCCCGACAGAUCUGCCAUUUGAGCCCCUCAUUCAGAUGCUGUACAACCCUGGAGACUGCAACGUACUUCUGACUCUCAGUAUCACGAUGGACCUGUGGCUGUCUGAGGACUUUGGCGCCACCUGGAGGAAAAUCCAUGACAGUGUGUGUUUGGUCAGAUGGGGUCCAAAAAACAGCGUCUAUUUUACAACUAACUACAACGGAUCAUGCAAUGAGAAAGGAAUGCUGGAGUUAAGGAAGACAUCAGAUUAUGGCCGAAGUUUCCAGACAAUCGCAACAAGAAUUUACUCCUUUGUCCUGGGAGGAAAAUUUGUUUUUGCUUCCAUCAUGACAGGCACAGGUACAGAGCGUAUGAUCCACGUGUCAGUGGACGGAGGAGAGGUGUGGAACAUGGCUCAGCUUCCCACAGUCAACCACGAGCAGUUCUACUCCAUCCUCUCAGCCAAUCAGGACAUGAUCUUCAUGCACGUGGACGACCCUGGAGACUCUGGUGUUGGAACCAUCUAUGUGUCAGACGACCGAGGAACUGUGUUCUCCAAGUCUCUGGAGCGUCAUCUCUACACAACCACAGGCAGUGACACUGACUUCACCGUCGUUACUUCACUCAGGGGCGUCUACAUGACCAGUGCACUCGCAGAGGAUGGUGCAGUGGAGACAGUGAUCACCUUCAACCAAGGAGCAAGGUGGCAGACGCUGCACAGACCUCAGAACAGCCACUGUGACACUGAGACCAACACUAACAGGCCUAACAGAUGCAGACUCCACAUCCACGCAUCCUACAGCACCACCAUGAAGAUGAACGUCCCCAUGCUGCCGCUCUCACAGCCCAACGCUGUGGGCCUCAUUCUGGCCCACGGCAGUGUUGGAGACGCAGAGUCAGCUCUUUCCCCUGAUGUGUACGUGUCUGAUGAUGGGGGCUACUCGUGGCUGUUGGCCCUCAGGGGCCCUCAUCACUAUGCUAUCCUGGACUCUGGAGGCCUGCUGGUGGCUGUGGAACACACCAACUCACCUGUCAACCAGAUCAAGUUUUCAACAGAUGAAGGGCAAUGCUGGCACACAUACAACUUCACCAGCAACCCUCUUCACUUCAGUGGUAUGGACAGUGAGCCCGGCUCCCGCUCCAUGAACGUCAGCCUGUGGGGCUACAGGAACGACUUCAGUAAAUGGGUGGUGAUCACCAUAGACUUCAGGGAGCUCUUCACCAGAGACUGUACUGAAGGGGACUACGUACAGUGGAUGGCUCACUCUGCAGACCCCAGUGGAUCUAAUGAUGGCUGCGUGCUGGGUUAUAAAGAAACCUUCCUACGCCUGAGGAAAGACUCUGUGUGUUGGAACGGGAGGGACUAUGCUGUCGCUAAGAAGCUGUCCGCCUGUCCAUGUACAGUGGAUGAUUAUCAGUGUGACUUUGGAUAUUACCGACCUGAGAACAGUUCGGAGUGUGUGGAGCAGGAGGAGAUGACAGGCCAUCCCCUGGAGUUCUGUUUAAAUGGGACCACCGAACAGCUACAGACCAGUGGCUACCGGAAGAUUCCAGGAGACCAGUGUGAGGGCGGUUUCCAGCCCGACAGGAAGGAAACGGACUUGAGGAGGCUGUGCACCAGCAACGUCCUUUAUUCAGAUUCUCUGACUGAGACCAGUUCACCAAACGCUGCGGUCAUCGUGAUGGUUGUCUUAUUGAUCCUUCUGACGAGUGGUGUUGCGGGUGUUUGGCUGGUUAAGAAAUAUGUGUGUGGAGGACGGUUUCUUGUGCACCGUUACUCUGUGAUGAGGGAACAUGUGGAAGCGGAUAAGAUUGAGGGAGUAGAUGAUGUCGACACUCACUACAUGGAGACAGGAAAAACGCAGUUCAAUGAAGAUUCAGAUCAGGACCUCUUAGAAUAAGGCUCCUUCAGACUACAUGUCACACAGUCUCUCAUGAUGCCUGGGCAUUCCUGAUGCUCCCACAUGCUGAUUAACAUCUGCUUCUCACUUCUCACUAUCCCCUGGUGGCUGGAGGACUCAGCAGCAGCGGGGGCAACUUCUCACAAUUGCUUCCUUGUACAAGUUGAGGCUUCCACAAAAAGAUGUCAAACCGGUAGUUUGGGGAGGGGGAUAAACCCAGUGUAGACCGGAAGAAAGCCUCUGGGUUCCCCGGAGAGCCUUUGUUGUCUCUGUCACAAAGAGUUGUGUAAAGGCCGUUGAGUCUGAAUAUGUGCUCUGUAUGUUUCCUUUCACGCUGACCUGAGAAGAGACGGCCUUUCACAUUGUGAUGCACUGCAGGAGCACAAUACAGAGACUACGACUUGGAUAAACAGUUACAGAAAAUGUCAUGAAGAGUUAGGGAACAGCCAAGAGAGAGAACAGAAACAAAUCUAGCCAGUAUUUUAGUUGAGAGAUUUUUUCUACUGUCAGUUUUUGUAAAUAUGCAAGAUUCCGUCCUGUUGUGCGUGAUGUGCCAUUUUAACAUACAUUUUGUCAGUUUUGCCAAGAAAACAACUCUAUGCUCAUCAGUUACUUUUCAUGAACUAGUUGUUUAGAAAUCGUCAAUAACGAGAUGAACUUUUCCAACUAACAAAAAUGAUAGUUAAAGCCUCUAACCAAUGUUAUUCUUUAGUUUUCAGUGAAACUUUUGGAAUAAAUGUUAAAAGCCUAACUUUAAUGCAAAUAUAUGACAAGUUUUCAUACAGUGCAGCUCAACACAGCCAAUAUUUUCUCUUCCUCUGUAUGUGUGGUGAAAUGAAAGACUUGAAUUAUUGCCAAAGCACUUUUAUUGUUCAACUUUAAAAACUUUUGAGGGGAAUUUGAACUUUAUCUCAGCGCUGUGUGAGUAUGACGGUAAUGCUAAUGCAAACCCUUUACUUGAACUCUGAUAUUUUUGCUUAACUGGAUGCAUCAACAUGUUGCUGUUGUGUUAUUUUUUUAUUAUGCAUUUGUCUAAUAAUUUUAAAGCAGGUGCAGGCAUAGUUAUCAAGUAAAGAGCCUGUUGGCCUUUCUUCUAUCACUAAUGCGACAGUUACAAUGCUAGUUCACAAUCAGUUAAAUAUUAGCGUCUCCAGAAUAAUAAGGACUCUGCUUUUUAAAGCUAAUAUUUGCCAGUAUUUCAUGUUUUUUGUUAUAGUGGUGCAUCGGAACUAAAGAAUCUGGCAAAUGUGAGGUGGCCAAUUCAAACUUAUUCUGUUCAUUAAAUGAGUUUAUUUCCCUUUAGAUGAGAUACAAUUGGCUACCGUUUAUAUUAUCAAUGUAAGAACUGUAACUUCUGACACAUGCAGGGCUUAUGGCCAAUGCUUGUAUUCUCCA